CGGCUGGAUUUAGUCCACAACUGUCUCUCGAGCAGGGCGGACGAAAGGACGGACAAAUUGACAUUUUAUAUAUAAAUUAUUGACACUAGUUUAUGUGUGAAGUGCGUGAAGUGUGUGGUACUUUUGUGUAGUGAUUCUUUUUUUGUGCGUGUAUUUGAAAAAGGAGAAAAUGUGGCCACCAAGAUUACUUCGGUGGACGCUCACCAUUCUGCUGAUAGUCGCCGUUAUUGCACCCACCUCAGACUCCACAACCGUCCGCCGAAGACUCCGAAAACCGACCAAAGUCAGCACCAGCACCUCAGUAUCGAGCAGCGUGUCCCGGUCCACCGACCAAGUGAUAUCCGCUAGUGUGAACCGGCCUAAGAUCCGAGGUCGCCCCAGUAUUGCCAGUCGAAAGUCGUCGGCUGCUAUCGACAAUUCUGUCGCCACCGACGACCAUAAGGACAAGGAUGGCUACAAGAUCGUCUGCUACUACACCAACUGGUCCCAAUACCGCACCAAACUUGGCAAGUUCACCCCUGAAGACAUCCAGCCGGACCUCUGCACCCACAUCAUAUUCGCCUUCGGCUGGCUGAAGAAGGGCAAGCUGAGCUCCUUCGAGUCCAACGAUGAGACUAAGGACGGGAAGACCGGAUUGUACGACAGAAUCAAUGCGCUGAAGAAGGCUAAUCCGAAGUUGAAAACUCUUUUGGCUAUUGGUGGCUGGUCCUUCGGAACCCAGAAGUUCAAGGAAAUGUCUGCCUCCCGCUACGCUCGCCAGACCUUCAUCUACUCCGCCAUCCCCUACCUGAGGGACCGCAACUUCGACGGUCUGGACGUGGACUGGGAGUAUCCCAAGGGUGGAGAUGAUAAGAAGAACUUCGUGCUGUUGUUGAAAGAACUACGUGAGGCCUUCGAGGCCGAGGCCCAAGAAGUCAAGAAACCCCGUCUGCUCCUUACUGCUGCUGUCCCAGUAGGUCCUGACAACAUCAAGGGUGGAUACGAUGUGCCUGCUGUAGCUAGCUACCUCGACUUCAUCAACCUCAUGGCCUACGAUUUCCACGGCAAAUGGGAGCGGGAGACUGGACACAAUGCACCUCUGUACGCGCCAUCAUCUGACUCGGAGUGGAGGAAACAGCUGUCUGUAGACCAUGCUGCCCAUCUGUGGGUCAAGCUGGGAGCGCCUAAGGAGAAGCUUAUUAUUGGUAUGCCGACAUACGGCCGGACGUUCACUCUGUCCAAUCCGAAUAACUUCAAAGUGAAUUCCCCUGCCAGCGGCGGCGGCAAGGCGGGCGAGUAUACAAAGGAAAGCGGCUUCCUCGCCUAUUACGAGGUUUGUGAAAUGCUCCGAAAUGGCGCCACCUACGUUUGGGACGAUGAGAUGAAGGUGCCUUACUGCAUUCUGGGCGAUCAGUGGGUUGGCUUCGACGAUGAGAAAUCCAUCAGGCACAAGAUGAGAUGGGUGAAGGACAACGGAUUUGGAGGCGCUAUGGUCUGGACCGUAGACAUGGACGACUUCAGUGGCGACGUGUGCGGUGGAGACGUCAAAUACCCCCUCAUUGGAGCUAUGAGAGAGGAACUUCGCGGUAUCUCUCGUGGCAAGGACGCUAAAGAUGUCGACUGGGCUUCAGUAGCAGCCACAGUGGUUCUAGAAGUCACGGAGAAACCUCAGCCGAUCAAGAUCAGCCUGACUGAUGUCCUCAGCAGGGUCAAGAAACCCACUAAGACCAUCAUUGUCAAGAACAAAAACGCUGAGCUCGAUAAGAACAAGCGUGAGCCUCAAGUCCUCUGCUACCUGACCUCCUGGUCCUCCAAGCGCCCCAGCGCCGGCCGCUUCACCGCCGAAAACGUGGACCCCAACCUCUGUACGCACGUCAUCUUCGCGUUCGCCACUCUAAAGGACCACAAGUUAGCGGAAGGCGAUGAGAAGGAUGCGGAUAUGUAUGAGAAGGUCGUCGGGUUGAGGGAGAAGAAUCCUAACUUGAAGAUUUUGCUCGCCAUCGGCGGCUGGGCUUUCGGCUCCACUCCCUUCAAAGAGUUGACCUCCAACGUCUUCCGUAUGAAUCAGUUCGUGUACGAAGCCAUCGAAUUCCUCAGGGAUUACCAGUUCAAUGGUCUUGACGUGGAUUGGGAGUACCCCAGAGGAGCCGAUGACCGCGCAGCUUUCGUCUCCCUCCUCAAAGAACUCCGCCUGGCCUUCGAAGGAGAGGCCAAGACCUCUGGCCAGCCGCGCCUGCUGCUCACCGCUGCUGUACCCGCCUCGUUCGAAGCCAUCGCCGCUGGGUAUGAUGUGCCGGAGAUCUCGAAAUACUUGGACUUCAUCAACGUGAUGACCUACGACUUCCACGGCCAAUGGGAGAGGCAGGUCGGCCACAACAGCCCUCUGUUCCCGCUAGAAAGCGCCACUAGCUACCAGAAGAAACUCACUGUGGACUACUCAGCCCGCGAGUGGGUGCGACAGGGAGCCCCCAAAGAGAAGCUGAUGAUCGGCAUGCCAACCUACGGGCGUUCCUUCACUCUGAUCAACGAGACACAGUUCGAUAUCGGCGCGCCUGCUUCUGGUGGCGGCUCCGCCGGCCGUUUCACCAACGAGGCUGGAUUCAUGUCGUACUACGAGAUAUGCGAGUUCCUCCGCGAGGACAACACGACCCUCGUGUGGGACAACGAGCAGAUGGUGCCCUUCGCGUACCGUGACGACCAGUGGGUUGGCUUCGAUGAUGAACGAUCGCUGAAGACCAAGAUGGCCUGGCUCAAGGAAGAAGGUUUCGGCGGCAUCAUGGUCUGGUCCAUCGACAUGGAUGACUUCCGAGGCUCCUGUGGCACCGGGAAGUACCCCCUCAUCACCGCCAUGAAGCAGGAGCUGUCAGGGUACAAGGUCAAGCUGGAAUACGACGGGCCUUAUGAGUCAUCGAACCCGAACGGACAGUACACUACUAAGGAUCCCAACGAAGUCAUCUGCGAAGAAGAAGACGGCCAUAUUUCCUACCACAAAGACAAGGCUGACUGCACGCACUACUACAUGUGUGAGGGAGAGAGAAAGCACCACAUGCCGUGCCCGUCUAACCUAGUGUUCAACCCUGAACAGAACGUCUGCGAUUGGCCAGAGAAUGUAGAGGGAUGCCAACACCACACCCAAGCGCCGGCUGCUAAACGAUAGAAAAAAACUGUUAUGUUGGCUAAACUGCUAAACGAUAGAAAAAAAAUCUGUCAUGUUGGCUAAAAUUUAGUUAAUUUUACAGACCGUUAGUAUUUAUAAAUGCUUGCAGAUCAUUAUGGUUCUGAUGGGGUUAAUACCUAGAAACGUCAGAGGGCCCUUUCAUCAAGUAUACAUCACCGAAAGACAAUUGCGAGUGCCAAAAAACAAAAGCGCAAAUUGACACAAACUCCUAUUAUUAAGCAACCUUCUUGAAUUCAGAGGCGCCCUCUGCAGUGAACAAAAAAAAAGAUUUUAAUCCUAUUGUGGUGAUUACUUAUGAAUAGCCUGGCCAGCCGUGCACAAUGAUAAUUUUGAAACAAUUCGGCCAGACAAAAAUUUGGUAAAGAUACGACAUGGAUCGGUUCGCAACGUUUUUGUUUGAAGAAACGUCACUUUCACUGACAUAUCCGAUCCAUGUCGUAUCUUUAGCAAAUUUUUACGUAUCUUAAAAUUCGAAUCAGCUGAGCCGAUACUUAAAAAAUUUGAUUCUUUCUAUUAUCUGCUUGGUUGGCCAAACUAUACUUAUUGUAUUUUUUUACUUUUCUACAUUGUUAUAAUCUUGAACUAUCGUCCACCAAUUAAAAAAGAUUACUUAUCGGUUGUCAUUAAAAAUCGAAUGGAGAUUCGUGUGAUAUAUUGUAAAUUAACAUUAUUGGUAAUAUUGUACGUAAAGUACCCUAUAUAUUAAUAAAUUAUAUUUUUAAGAAUAAUAAUAUCUUACUCUCCCAAAGGUACACAAUUAUUAAGAUUUUAACAAAUAAUUAUGAAGGUGGUUUUUCUAAUAACCUAAUGCAUCAUACGUAUUUGUAUCAUACGUACCUAUAAUCUUGUGGAAAUUGUCAAAAUAUGUUUGUAACUUUUAUUCAUGUGUGGUAUUGAUAACUUAAAAUAACGCAGCGUAUUACGUAGGCGAACAACACUCGAACGCGAAGCGAAGUGAUGCGGAGCGGGGUGAAUCGAUCCUUUGAUAUCUAUAGAAGUGUCCUAAUACGUGGGCGAUCUCGUUGCGAAUGCGAACGCUUUGGGCCCGUCGCGCCGCGUCGCGUUCGCGAGUUGUUCGUUUACUUAAGACGCAACGUAAAAGCGAUCUUUAAAAAAAUCAAGCCAUUAAAUAAUACUUUUACAUUUAAAGAGAAAUUAAAUAUUGUGUUUCUUUGGGAUUGUAUAAUUAUUUUAUAAUUAAGUAGCGUAAACCUAUUUUAUUUUAUGGAAUACUCAAAUCAGCUACAUACACUGCCUUUUAUACUGCCAGUAAAUUGUUACUGUCCAACGAAAUUGUUACGAUGUGACAAUAAAUAAAUUACUGUAAAAUAAGUGAUAAUUUAAGUUUGUAAAUAUUGUGUUUAGAUAAAAAGAGACGUAGGAGUAAUUAUUAAACAUUUUUUUAAAAA
Molecule: messenger RNA, 4566 nt
Organism: Cydia fagiglandana
Lineage: Eukaryota; Metazoa; Arthropoda; Insecta; Lepidoptera; Tortricidae
Gene: Cht7
Product: probable chitinase 10
Exons: 19
Coding region: 170-3136 (988 amino acids)
Biological process (GO): carbohydrate metabolic process; chitin catabolic process
Cellular component (GO): extracellular region
Molecular function (GO): chitin binding; chitinase activity
Source: RefSeq, a predicted model, not a curated record